Messenger RNA from Dermochelys coriacea (leatherback sea turtle), 1316 nucleotides. RefSeq names its product chymotrypsinogen A-like. Lineage: Eukaryota; Metazoa; Chordata; Testudines; Dermochelyidae. Gene Ontology annotation, biological process: proteolysis. Gene Ontology annotation, molecular function: serine-type endopeptidase activity. The record is from RefSeq and is a predicted model, not a curated record. The transcript has 7 exons. The coding region runs from base 31 to 861 and encodes 276 amino acids.
CCAUCCACAUGCCUCAGCCUUGUCGCUAGCAUGGCUGCUCUGUGGCUGUUCUCCUGCCUGGCAGUCCUCGGUGCGGCUCAUGGCUGUGGUGUGCAGGAAAUCCAGCCCAUCAUCAGUGGCUAUGCCCGCAUUGUGAAUGGUGAGGAGGCGGUUCCCGGAUCCUGGCCCUGGCAAGUCUCCCUGCAGGGCCUUACAGUUUCCCCCGGUUGGCAAUUGCAGCAGUCGAAGACGAACAGCUGGCACUUCUGUGGUGGCUCCCUGGUCAGUGAGCGUUGGGUGGUGACAGCUGCACACUGCAGAGUGACGAAAUCCAACGUGGUGGUGCUCGGGGAACAUGACCGCAGCUCCUCCCAAGAGAAAGUACAGAAAUUGGCCAUCCAGCAGGUUUUCACCCACCCGCAGUAUAACUCCUACACCAUCAACAAUGACAUCGCGCUCAUCAAGCUGGCCACGGCCGUGGAGCUGGGCAGCACUGCGGCUCCAGUGUGCCUGGCAGCUGCUGGGGAGCAGUACCAGAGUGGCCAGCUCUGCGUCACCACUGGCUGGGGCAAGACCCGCUACAACGCCUUAAGCACCCCAAGCAAACUGCAGCAGACAGCGCUGCCCCUGCUGACCAAUGAGGAGUGUAAAAACUACUGGAGCGGCAACAUCCUGGACUCGAUGAUCUGUGCUGGAGCAGCGGGCUCCUCCUCCUGCAUGGGUGACUCCGGCGGCCCCCUUGUCUGCCAGGAGAACGGAGUCUGGCAUCUAGUGGGCAUUGUGUCCUGGGGCAGCAGCCGCUGUGCCACCACCAUGCCAGGCGUCUACGCCCGCGUGAACCUGCUCCGUGAAUGGGCCGACGGCAUCAUGGCCAGCAACUGAGCCUGCUGUGGGGUCUUAGCAGCUAGGCCCCAGCUCGGCAGCUGCGGCUCUGCACCCUUCUCUCCCCACAGGUGACCUAGUCCCACCUGGCUCAAAGCCAGCCAUGUGGCCUUCCAAUAAAACCUUUCUGGAGCAUGGUGUCUCUUUGGGUUCCUGCCAUCUUUGGGGCACCAGCACACUGUGUCCACCGGACUGGGCACAGCCUGGGCACCACAUGCCAGUUGACCCAGCAGGGGUUGCUGACACCCACCGCGCAUAAGCUGGGCCCACAGCAGCUCCCCCAACUGAGCUUUGUGCCCAAGGCAAGGUGGCCAGCCAGGCUGUGGCCACUGGUGUGGAGCCAGGGAAGCUGAUCCAUACAAUCAUAGAAUAUCAGGGUUGGAAGGGACCUCAGGAGGUCAUCUAGUCCAACCCCCUCCUCAAAGUAGGACCAGCACCAACAAAAUCCAACUAAA